Molecule: messenger RNA, 1846 nt
Organism: Manis javanica (Malayan pangolin)
Lineage: Eukaryota; Metazoa; Chordata; Mammalia; Pholidota; Manidae
Gene: KRT83
Product: keratin 83
Biological process (GO): keratinization; intermediate filament organization
Cellular component (GO): keratin filament
Molecular function (GO): structural constituent of skin epidermis
Source: RefSeq, a predicted model, not a curated record
CCACAGCCCAGGGAGCACAAGCCUUUGGCUCUCGUCUGCCAGCUUCUCCACUGUUCAGACACCUCCUUAUCUCCAGCAUGACCUGUGGCUUCAGCUCCGUGGACUGUGGGUUCAGCCCCAGGAACUUCAGCUGCGCCUCGGCCUGCGGGCCCAGGCCAGGCCGCUGCUGCAUCACGGCCGCCCCCUACCGCGGCGUCUCCUGCUACCGCGGCAUCACCGGGGCCUUCAGCAGCCGGAGUGUCUGCGGGGCCUUCCACUCCGGCACCUGUGGCCGCAGCUUCGGAUAUCGCUCCGGCGGCGUGUGCGGGCCCAGCCCUCCAUGCAUCACCUCCGUGUCGGUCAACGAGAGCCUGCUCGCGCCCCUCAACCUGGAGAUCGACCCCAGUGCGCAGUGCGUGAAGCAGGAGGAGAAGGAGCAGAUCAAGUGCCUCAACAGCAGGUUCGCUGCCUUCAUCGACAAGGUGCGCUUCCUGGAGCAACAGAACAAGCUGCUGGAGACCAAGUGGCAGUUCUACCAGAAUCGCCAGUGCUGCGAGAGCCACCUGGAGCCGCUGUUCGAGGGCUACAUCGAGACGCUGAGGCGGGAGGCCGAGUGUGUGGAGGCCGACAGCGGGAGGCUGGCCUCUGAGCUCAACCACGUGCAGGAGGUGCUGGAGGGCUACAAGAAGAAGUAUGAAGAAGAAGUUGCACUUCGGGCCACGGCGGAGAACGAGUUUGUGGCUCUAAAGAAGGAUGUAGACUGCGCCUACCUGCGCAAGUCGGACCUGGAGGCCAACGCAGAGGCCCUGACCCAGGAGAUCAACUUCCUGCGGCGGCUGUAUGAGGAGGAGAUCCGCAUUCUCCAGUCCCACAUCUCAGACACCUCAGUCAUUGUCAAGAUGGACAACAGCCGGGACCUGAACAUGGACUGUAUUGUGGCUGAGAUCAAGGCUCAGUACGACGACAUUGCCAGCCGCAGCCGGGCCGAGGCUGAGUCCUGGUACCGCACCAAGUGCGAGGAGAUCAAGGCCACAGUGAUCCGGCAUGGGGAGACCCUGCGCCGCACCAAGGAGGAGAUCAAUGAGCUGAACCGCAUGAUCCAGAGGCUGACCGCGGAGGUCGAGAAUGCCAAGUGCCAGAACUCCAAGCUGGAGGCUGCAGUGGCCCAGGCCGAGCAGCAGGGUGAGGCCGCCCUCAGCGAUGCCCGCUGCAAGCUGGCGGGGCUGGAGGCCGCCCUGCAGAAGGCCAAGCAGGACAUGGCCUGCCUGCUCAAGGAGUACCAGGAGGUGAUGAACUCCAAGCUGGGCCUGGACAUCGAGAUCGCCACCUACAGGCGCCUGCUGGAGGGCGAGGAGCACAGGCUGUGUGAAGGUGUUGGAGCUGUGAAUGUCUGUGUCAGCAGCUCACGGGGCGGGGUCGUCUGCGGAGACCUGUGCGUGUCAGGCUCCCAGCCUGUGACAGGCAGUGUCUGCAGCGCCCCCUGCAGUGGGAAUCUGGUGGUGAGCACUGGAAUCUGCGCACCCUGCGGCCCGCUCAACACCACCUGUGGAGGGGGUUCCUGCGGCCUGGGGAGGUGUUAGGUGUGGCCCCCAAGAGUGAGCCAGAGAAGACCCUUCGGCCUGCCAGACAUACCACUGCCCCUGACCGGCCCCCAGCUGAGAAGCCGUUCUGUAGGCCAUUCCCCUGCUCAGCUUGUUCUCCUGGCUGAGCUGCAGCCUGGGACUGGACCCUUCCCUUCUGCUCUCCUGGCCUCUGGCCGCCCCCAGGGAGAUGGACUCGCCUUCCCUGGGAGGCACACUGCUGGGCUGCCUCCCCUGCCUCUCUGGCCUCUUGGCUCCCAUUUUCCCAAUAAACUGGGGGAGCCAUA